Messenger RNA from Limulus polyphemus (Atlantic horseshoe crab), 4282 nucleotides. Its product is annotated as gamma-aminobutyric acid type B receptor subunit 2-like. Gene Ontology annotation, cellular component: G protein-coupled receptor heterodimeric complex; membrane. The transcript is spliced from 20 exons. Gene Ontology annotation, biological process: G protein-coupled receptor signaling pathway; gamma-aminobutyric acid signaling pathway. Gene Ontology annotation, molecular function: G protein-coupled GABA receptor activity. Bases 307 to 3549 code for a protein of 1080 amino acids. NCBI's taxonomy places the organism in Eukaryota, Metazoa, Arthropoda, Merostomata, Xiphosura, Limulidae. The record is from RefSeq and is a predicted model, not a curated record.
UGUUAAGCUGGAAGUAGACGCCCAGUAGUUGCUAUAUCUUUUCUGGCUCUAUCUGAAGGUAAUAAGUAUAAAAAGUAUUCGGACUUAGUCAUAUGAAAAAUACUGGUUUACGGAAAAGAGAAUUAGAAAAACUAGAUAGCUGUUAAUUCUACUCGAACUUUAUGUUAAUCAUUGUUCUUAAUCUAUUGAAAGACAGCUAAAAAGACAAUGAUCGUGGACACUGCCAGAUUGAACACUGGUCACCAUCAUACGAAUUGAUUAAAUUCAAGUAAUUGAAAGUGGGCGCUUCUGUUAAACAGAGCCGCCAUGUUACCAAAACAUUUGUUUACCGGUAAAAACAGCCACUAUAUUUUAUGCAUCAAACUUUGGCUAACACUUUAUAUGUUGUCUGCAGGCCAACGUAUCGAACUGCAAAUUGGUGGUUUUUUCCCGGUCAGUGCUAAUCUGACGAAAGGUGCAAUUGGAAGAGGAGUAAUUCCAGCAGUUAGAUUAGCCUUAGAACAUAUCAAUGACUGUCGUCAUAUUCUUACUGAUUACAAACUUACAAUACAGUGGAACGAUACCCAGUGUGACCCAGCAGUUGGAAUGAAGAACUUUUUCGAUAUGCUUUCCAGAAAGACUCAUAAAGUAGUUGCCCUCUUUGGUGCUGCCUGUACUACCGUCACAGAUCCAAUCGCCAAAGCAGCUCAGUUUUUCCAAUUAGUACAGUUAACUUAUGCAGACACGCAUCCGAUGUACAGAAUGGAAAAUUACCCGAACCUUUUUCGUGUAGUCCCCAGUGAGGCAGCUUUCAACCCAGCAAGAGUUGCUUUGUUACAGUACUUCAACUGGACACGGGUUGGAACCCUUUAUCAGAAUUCACCACGAUAUGCUCUGCCUCACAGUAAGCUGUUAACAGCUCUAGAGACAGCCAAAAUAGAUAUUGCUGCACAACACGGAUUCGUCGAUGAACUGACGUCAGCUAUACUCAAGUUAAAAGAAAAAGAUGUAAGAAUCAUCCUAGGUAACUUCGACCAAAGUUGGGCUGGACAGAUAUUCUGUGAGGCUUAUCGUGUGGGCCUUUACGGAAGGAAGUACCAAUGGAUUAUCGUUGGCAUGUAUGACGAUUAUUGGUGGAGAAAUACUGGUAACAAUAUCACAUGUGACAAGUUUGAGCUUCAGGAAGCGCUAGAAGGCUAUAUAGCUACUGAUGUUCUGCCACUAAGUACUGAUGGUAAUAUUACUGUAUCAGGCUUGGUUCCUUCAGAGUACGAGGCCCAGUACAACAAAGGCAGAAGGAAGAACUAUAGUCGAUUCCACGGCUAUGCUUAUGACGGCAUCUGGGCUAUAGCGCUGGCUAUGCAGAAGGUGCGACAGAAACUGAUGUCGGAGAAAAGUGGCAAAAGUUUAGAAAUGUUCGAAUAUAAAGAUCCCAUGUGGGUUCAUUUGUUUCGUGAAGCUUUAAACAAGACAUCGUUCCUUGGAGUCACGGGUCCAGUUAGUUUCAUUCGAAAUGAACGAAGAGGGCUCAUUCUUCUGAAACAAUUUCAAGGAGGGACUGAGAAGAAGAUUGGCGAAUAUGAUUCUAUCGCUAACAAUCUGGACUUAAGUAAGGGAACAACUAUCAAGUGGAGAGGAGAUACAGACCCACCUAUGGACAGAACUCUCAUUGUUAUCGAAAGAACGAGAAUUAGCGUUACAGUCUAUUCCCUUUUGGUUACCUUCUCUAUCCUAGGAAUCUUGUUGGCGAGCGUCUUUCUGGUAGUGAAUAUCCGCUACAGAAACCAAAGGAACAUAAAGAUGUCAAGUCCUUACCUGAACAACCUUAUCAUCGUAGGUUGUAUGUUGACUUAUACAAGUGUCAUCCUGCUAGGUAUGGACAGUGGACUCACAAGCGAGAAGAAUUUCCCUUAUAUUUGUGCUGGACGAGCUUGGGUGCUGAUGUCAGGGUUCACCUUAGCCUUUGGCUCUAUGUUUAGUAAAACCUGGAGGGUUCACGCCAUCUUUACUGACAUUAAACUGAACAAAAAAGCAAUCAAAGAUUACAAACUUUUCAUGGUCGUCGGGGUUUUGAUGAUGAUUGACGUCGCUAUCUUAACCACGUGGCAGAUUAUCGAUCCAUUUUAUCGAAGAACCAGCCUCGGGCCUCCCAUGCCGUCCACCAAGAAGAAAGAUGUGGUGAUUAUCCCAGAGAUGGAGUUCUGCCAGAGCGAAAAAAUGACAAUUUUUCUGGGCUCAACUUAUGCGUACAAAGGCCUUUUAAUGGCUUUUGGGUGUUUUUUAGCGUGGGAAACUCGGCACGUCAGCAUUCCCGCACUCAACGACUCCAAGUAUGUGGGGAUGAGCGUCUACAACGUGGUGAUAAUGUGUGUUAUUGGUGCUGCCAUAUCAUUCGUAUUACGAGACAAACAAGAUGCUGCUUUUGUCAUUAUAUCUGUGUUCAUCAUCUUUUGUUCCACAACAACCCUAUGCUUGGUGUUUGUACCUAAGCUAGUUGAGUUACGACGUAAUACAGACAGUGGAGAUGUACGAACACGAGCCACGUUGAAACCUUUUAAAAGUUCACGAAGAAACUCGGAUGACGAAAUACAGAACAAAAUUAAAAUUCUUGAAAAUCAGAACUGCAGGCAGAAACAGAUAUUAAACGAGAAAACUAUUGAACUUCAGACUUUAGUCCUAGAGCUGAAAGAAGUGGAAGAACCAUUAGUGAUGAUCAAACAUGCUAUAACCACAAUUCCUGAAAAUUCCUCCUCGUCGGCUGAUAGUAGUUAUGAGAAUUUAUCACAAGUGGUCACAUCUUACAUUAUAAAAGAGGAAGAGUCUUUUAAUCAAACAUCUCACCCCAACAAGGAAGAUCUUACACAAUGUUCUUUACCAUGGAACUCCGAAGAAACAAUUGGAACAGAUGUAGAACAUACAACACAAACAUGUUGUACUCAUCAAAAUGAAUCCAAUUUUGCUUUAGCGCCCUUGACACCAGAAGUUAGGAAAAUAACAUUUAAAGAAAAUAAUUUAACAACGACUAUAGAAAUGCAUCCCCUAUCGGUAACACAAAAAAUUAGUCAAACGAUUAAAUACAUGGAUUCUGAAUCUGAAAGCAGUAGUGAAUCAUCAAGCUUACCAAAAAGUAUUUCGCCUAAAGAUGGAGAUGUUCGUACAGAGUCUGAUGAUACCUCAUACACUCGAGCUAUCAGGAGUUUCCACCAGAGGGUAAUAGUAAACGGGAUGUCAUCGUCAUGUGACGAAGACAUGGAAGAAUUGGGUUCAGGGGUUUCACAAAAAGUACAAGAUUCUUCAAGCCAUAAUAGAAAAAGUAAUCGAGAAAGAGCAAAAAGUCUUGGAACACUGCACCCUCUAACGACGACAAAUAGUGGAAAUCCUUGUGAUCCAUGUGUGUCAGUGAUACACACUCGAAGAACGGAUGGAGGAGUGAUAUCUCCACUAUUCCCUUACUUGAAUCGUACUGUGAAUGACGAUCAAACUUUAGCUAAAUAUUCUGCUAGAGACCAUACUGCUCCCAUGUAUUCCUCUUUCCCGUCUGUGAAGUGUGAUAUCGUGGAGUAUUUAUGAGAUAUGCUUAAGUGUUUGGACAAACAUUCGAUUGAAAACUAAUAUUUUAGCACAAUACAAUGUUUAUAGUAUUGGAAGUUAUAAUAUUGGCGCAAUCAUGUCUUAAAAUCGCAAGUUUCGCGAAUAGCGACAUCUAAUAACCUUCCAUUUAUUUCACUUUUACAAGCGUAUGUGUAUGUGCGCGCAUACGACUAAUUUUUGAACUUCUCGAUAGACGUUUGUUUUCUGUGAGCCAUUUUGUUAUAAUUUGUGUCUACUAACAUGUUGUUAGUGUUGAUGUUAUCUUGGCAAAACAUAUCAUUAGUCAUAUUAAGAAGAAAACAUGCAUUUACUGUAAUCAAUACCAACAAUGAACAGUCCAAUAUACAAGGACGAUGAUAAUUAUCUGAUACAUAUUAAUUUCCUUGAAACUACAUCAAAUUGAAGUUUGGGGUAGCUCAAUGCAGUCUGUCAUCAUUGAUGCCUGACUUCUGAAAACCAGAAGACAUGCAGAGUCUUUCAAACUAUUAAUUAUAUUUUAUUCUAAGAUUUACAUUCAACUGCUCUACGGUUUUUUCUUGUAUUUUUUUUGUAUGAUUUUAAUAACUUUCCUUACAGACUGUUUUAUAAGACUUUUUAACCAUACUGCUACUAUCCAUCAUUUGUAGUAAGGAAGCAAGAAAAUUAGUUAUUAGAUUUUAAUUAUUAUAAUAAACUGUACUGAUAAACAAUUCAGCUUUUGUGACCUUUUUUG